AUGCGAGCAAGACAACCAGGAACAAGGAUCACUGCUUUGCCAUCACACUUGAUCGGAAAAAUAGUAACUAUGGUUGGGGGUAAAUCACAAAUCGAUGCUUUUAAGUUCCAGUUAGUGUUUCGUCCAUUAAGUGUUCAUAUGUAUGAAGUGAAAAGCAAAUGCAGAAAAUUGAACAACCCACAUGUACUCUUCAACGAUGGAAUGGCGAAAUAUUUUACGAUAUGGGAAGAAAUAGCAGGGAAACAGUUGCUUCGAGAUGCAGCUGAUCAGGGGAAGUUGGAUGCGAUCUUCAUUCUGGGAAUGAUGUUGAUGGCCGAAGGCAUUGAAAGGAAGCAAGAAGCUCUGAUCAUGUUAAAUAAUGCCUAUGUUAAUAUUAGAAGAAGUUGGAAUCUAAGACAUUCUGUAACAAGGUUCAAAACCACUUGUUAUGGAGAACAAAGAAGAUAA
This is a messenger RNA of Lactuca saligna, 447 nucleotides long. The record is from the annotation of a GenBank genome assembly. Lineage: Eukaryota; Viridiplantae; Streptophyta; Magnoliopsida; Asterales; Asteraceae.